Messenger RNA from Populus euphratica (Euphrates poplar), 1158 nucleotides. RefSeq names its product gibberellin 2-beta-dioxygenase 7-like. The transcript has 2 exons. Lineage: Eukaryota; Viridiplantae; Streptophyta; Magnoliopsida; Malpighiales; Salicaceae. The record is from RefSeq and is a predicted model, not a curated record. Bases 46 to 1011 code for a protein of 321 amino acids.
UUGCUAAACAUACCAAUCAAACUGAUUUUUGUUAUCUAGCCCUAAAUGAUGCCUGAAUCCCAUGGUUCUAUAGAGCUUCCCGUUUUUGACAUCUCACAGCCCAUUAGUCCAUCCUGUCUCUCCUCCCUUUCUCUAGCCUGCAACGAAUGGGGUUUCUUCCAUAUUAUUAACCAUGGAGUUUCGAAAGAUGUUUACAGGAAACUCUACUCCCUCUCAACACAUAUCUUCAGCCUGCCUUACGAGUCCAAAAUCAAGUUAGGUCCAUCAUCAUCGGUAAGAACCUACACCCCUCAUUUUAUUGCAUCUCCAUUCUUUGAAAGUCUUCGUGUUUCCGGACCAGACUUCUUUGCUUCUGCACAAAGUUCCACAGGAAUUCUCUUGGACCAUCCAAAUCCUGAUGAAUUCAGGGAGACCGUUAAAGAAUACGGGAUCGAAAUGUCUGAGCUUUCGAGAAGAAUAGUGAGGGCAGUGCUAAUGAGCAUGGGAGGAGAUUUUGCAAGGAAGUUUUAUGAAUCUGAUUUCAAUAACUGUCACGGAUACUUGAGAAUAAACAGCUAUUCGCCAGCAGAAAUUAGUACUGUGGAAGGAAAAGAAGUUGAGGGGCUUGGAAUGCACACGGACAUGAGCUGUGUGACAAUUGUAUGUCAAGAUGAGAUUGGAGGGCUUCAAGUAAGAUCCAGGGAAGGGAAGUGGAUGGACAUAAACCCACGUGAAGAUACUCUUGUAGUGAACAUUGGAGACUUGAUGCAUGCGUGGAGCAAUGGGAAGUUGAGAUCAUGUGAACAUAGAGUUGUUUUAAAAAGAAACGUACACAGAUUCUCUUUAGCCUUCUUUUGGUGCUUUGAGGAUGAGAAGGUGAUUUUUGCCCCCGAUGAAGUGGUGGGAGAAGGAAGUAUGAGGAUCUAUAACCCAUUUGUUUGCAGAGAAUAUUUGAAAUUCAGAGAGAGCAGUGAGAAAGGUAGGUUUGAUAAGGUUGGGUUUACUGUUAAAGAUUUUGCUGGAAAUCUGUAACGAUAGGGAGGUACGUGGUUGACCUGCACUAGUUAUUGUUGUAUAUGCAUUUUCUUUUUGUCUAUGAUUCUUCGACUUUCCUUUUGCUGUGGAGGUGCUUCAUUUGAGGUUAUGAGAGCUAAGAGAAAAUGAUGGUUUAAUGGUUAA